Messenger RNA from Heterobilharzia americana, 5475 nucleotides. Lineage: Eukaryota; Metazoa; Platyhelminthes; Trematoda; Strigeidida; Schistosomatidae. The record is from the annotation of a GenBank genome assembly.
AUUCGAUAGCUGUUGUCUAAAGUCAAAUUUAUUUGUAUUGCUGAACUGAUAAAUCUAUCGGUGUCAGACGCAGCGGGAAUAAAGCUGACCAUUUGUAAAGUGUCAUCACUCAGCGUGCAAUCCAACCUCCCGGACAGUGUACUUGAUCGCACGGUAAGGGGGCGUCAGAAAGUAGUUGAUAUUUUUACAAAAGUGUACUACAUCCUGGUGAGUAACUUUUGUCACUCGGCUUUCUGUCGUAUCAAGACUUUGUCAACCAUCUUCUUGUGAAAUAUAUUUCCCGUACUUAUGAAUGUAUGAAAUUACCAACAGUGAGGAAACCACGUGGUAAUGAACACUGGCAACAAACCGCACUAAUCUGCACUAAUUUAUGACCUCUGUGUUUGAUAUUAGACAACCUGUCGAUCAUCCAGUAGGGUUCCAAAAGACCCUAACAACAUGUUUCAUACUGAUUAAUAUUUACUAAUUGAACACAAUUCCAGCUGAGUAUUACUAUUAUUGUUAUUUUUGUUGUUGAAGAAGAAAAGAACACAACUACAACAGGUCAAAACACACAUACAGACAAAUUUAUUCGCAACUGGCAUUGUUAUUCUGUUUUCCCCCACGAAAGUGAAAUUAACAACAAAGAAAAGAGAGAGAGAGAGAGAAGAGAAACGCUGAUAUGCAUACACAAUUGUACAAUGUUUUGCCAGCUGGGGCAAUUACUCAAUCACAAACCCAACUAAAAACACAAACUACCCUUGCAUCAGAUACUUCGUUAGCAUACUCCAAUUAUUAUACAAAUGACUCUUUAUUACAACAAUCUCAUCAUCAUCAUCAGCAGCAGCAACAGCGGCACCACCACCAUUCACAAUACCAACAACAUUUACCUCAAAAUACAACAAUUCAACGAUGUUUAGAUUCUACUUUAUCCCGUCAUACAACAAAUGCAUCAAGUAUUGAAGGUUAUCGAUUAUUAAAUGAAUCCAGAAAUGUGACCGACAGUAGUAAUCCAUUCUCAACGAAUACACCAUAUUCAUCAACAUCAUCGACGUUGAUGGCAAACACAAGACUCGCUUACAACAACCGUGGAGAUUUAAAUUCUGCUAUGUCCUAUCUAUCAAGUCAAACAAAUAAUAGUAAUAAUAUGAUUGAUAAUUUUAUGCCUUCGAACUCUUAUCAUCAUCAUUCAUUUACUAGAUUACCGCAAACUCAUACAUGUAAGGAGUCAAUCACUGCUAAUCAAUUGAAGCUUCUGUAUCCUCAGCGGUAUAUUUCAUCACCGCCAAUAAAUGAUGAACUAACCGAAGAUACAGUUAAUAUUACUGGGUGUGAUGUCAAUCUAUCCAAUGUAUGGCGUCAACCAAUGAAUAGUCUUCAACAGUCAUCAAACAUUUUACCUACAUAUCCAACAGGCAUGACAUCAACUGCAGUUCCUGCUGUCUCUACCGUCUCCUGUUAUCCUACAUCCCAUAGUUCCACACAUCUUUCAACUCUAUCAUAUUCUUCAGCUCCCAAUACAGCACAACUUUAUCGUUAUUUAAAUGACAGACAACUGAGUAUUAAUAAUAGUGAUAACAAUAGUAAUAAUAAUUUACAUAAUCAAACAUUAGGACGUGUAAAACAACAGUCGAAUUAUUCGACAUCAACACCGAUCUCCUCCCCAAUCAACAUGAAUAAUCAUACAUCAGAGACGAAUUUUUUAAUGCCAACAUACUUAGCUUCAUCAGCUGCAUGUGGAUUGUAUAAUAUGCCCCAACAUUUAUUAACCAAUCGUUUAACAGCUAGUCAACAAAUUGCUUCAGCAACUAUCUCUGCUAUACCAACAUGUGAUACAAGAAAUUUAAUUAGCGGUGAAUUAUACUACUGUCAAUGGGUUGAUCCAGUGCCUACAAUACCCGGUUCUCAGCCAAAACCAUGCUCAAGAGUAUUUGAUUCUGUCACAGAGAUUGUUAAUCAUAUUACAUUAGAACAUGUUGGUGGACCAGAACAAUUGGAUCAUACAUGCUAUUGGAAAGAUUGUGUUCGAGAAGGGAAACCAUUUAAAGCAAAGUAUAAAUUAGUUAAUCAUAUACGUGUACAUACUGGUGAAAAACCAUUCCCAUGUCCAUUCAGUGGAUGUAUGAAAGUGUUUGCACGUAGUGAAAAUUUAAAAAUUCACAAAAGAACACAUACUGGUGAAAAACCAUUUGUUUGUGAAUUCGAAGGAUGUGAUCGUCGCUUUGCCAAUAGUUCAGAUCGUAAAAAGCAUAUGCAUGUUCAUAUGAAUGAUAAACCAUAUUUUUGUCGAUUUAAAGGUUGUGACAAAAGUUAUACACAUCCUAGUUCAUUACGUAAACAUUUACGUGUACACUAUUUAUCACCAAAUGAAACAUUGAAUCCAACAGAUUAUGAUGCACAUUCAAACUCAAGUGAUACUGUGAUUAAUCACAGCAGUAAUAAUAAUAAUAAUAGUAGGGUAAACCAACUGAGCACUAAUGAAACACGUACUUGUUAUCCAGUUAUCGACACUACUAGCCCUACAAGAAAUUCUACAGACUUUAUAAAGCAUGAAUUACACAAUUCUAUCAGUAAUACUGGUCACUUUUAUUCAAUGAUAAGUCGACAAAAUGAUGAGUAUAUGCGUAAUCCUAUAACUGAUAAUAAUGAAAAUGAUCGUAUCGUCAAUCCUGUGUGUAAAUUAAGAAAAAAGACUAGGGAGAGUUCAUUAGAAGUGACAGAUCAUCCAUUUCGAAAAUCUUCAAGAAAACGUCAUUACUCUACAAGAAAUGAAUUCAAUUCUGAGAAUUUCUCACAUUUUAAUACUACUACCACUACUACUACUACUAGUACUAGUACUACUACUUCUACUACUACUAAUAUCAGUAAUAGUAGUAGUGUUGAUAAUAUGCGAUUAUCAACAUCGAAAGAUUUUAUCUCACAACUAGCUGCUGUAGUUUGUGGUCCGGCUGAAAAAGAAUCAAAAUAUCCACGGAAUAAUUUAUCAAUCAAUGAAUUUCAGCAAACAAUUCAACAACAGUCUGAAGAUCUUUCCCAACUUAGAAGUGAUCAUUUAAUGUGGGAACACAUGGAUAAUGAUGAUAUUCCAAAUAUUAACAAUAAUUAUAAAAGAUCAUUGUCUACUUCAGCUUAUCUAUCCUCCAGUUAUACAAAUGAUUCAUAUUCACCAAAUUCACAGACAUAUACUUCAUUGAAUAUUGGCAAUCCAUCACAAACAAUAAUACCGACUUCAUCAACAACUCUGUCCGAGACAUCAAAACAAACGCAAAUCAAUUUGGAUACUUUAAAGUUAAAAUCACAAUUGCAACAUUUAAAUCAAUCGUAUGGAUCAAAUGAUCGUUUGAAUAGCGGGAAUAACAGCAGUUUGUAUUGUAAAACACAACCAGAACAAGAACAACAAACAACACCAACCAAUCAAAUGAAUGAUUAUACAUCGAAUUUAUUUCAGGCGAAUGAUUUUCUGAUAGAAUCUCAAAGAAGUUUUGAUAUGAUGAAAAAUACCUAUUAUAAUAUGCAUCAUUCAAUAUCACCAGCUUCACAUCUUGCUUACCAGUCUGAUAAUCAUCAAGCUUCACAUAUUCCAUUUCAGCAUCAAUCAAUGAAUUCCUCUCCUAAAUUAUACGAUAAUCUGUAUCCAUUAGACAGUAGUCUUUUGUAUACAUGUAAUAAUACUUCACAAUUAUUACAUAAUCAAAAUUUACAACAACGACAACAAAUUGAUGAUACACAUCAGUUAAUCCCAGGUCUUCUUCUACCAUUACAACAGCAUUCAACUUAUUCUGAAACUAGUCAUCAAUCAAAUUCAACUGAUUCUGAUCUAGAAAGUGGUAGUAUAUUGUUUAAAACAAAUUUAUCCAAUAAUUCAUUUGUCAAUAUGACCAAUUGUACAACCGCAUCAAUUAACAAUGUACCUACAUCAAUUAGUAAUUUACCGAUUACAACAGUAUGUACAAUAAAAACUUGUGAAGACUAUUCCCCAUGUAAAACUUCAUUGAAUAUUGUACAUAAUUUUAAAAAAUUCAAUGAAGAAGUUUUAAAAGAACACCAAGAAUUAAGUAAUAAAAUUAUGCCUCAUUUAUUAUCAGAAUCAACAAACUCUCUUACAAAUUGGCUUACAUUAAACAACAGAGAAAGUUUAUCAGCUACAGAUGGUACAAGAUUGCCAAUACCAAAUAAUACUAUUGGUAAUAAUAUGGUGAUAACGGAUACUACUAAUAAUUCGUUGAGUAGUUGUGAUAGGGAUAUCGUAAUUAAUCAGCGUAUAUCUUCACCAAUAAGAAAUCAGUUUGAUUGUUCUGAUCAUUUUGAUGAUAUUUCCUUAUCAAAUAGUACUACUACUUCUACUACUACUACAACUACUUGCACUAUUACUACAACCACUGGUAAUAGUAAUAAUAAUAAAGACUCCAUUAUACCAUCGUAUCUUUUAAACUAUACAUCUUCGCAUGUAUUUAAACCAGAGGACGAAAAGCUACACAGUCAAGAAAAUGAAAAUGAAGGCGGAAAAGAAGUGUAUACACAUGAAAAAUGUCCAACAGAAACUUAUUACUCUCCGAUAACAGACUGUUUCACGAAUACUUCAUUGUCAAUAAUGAAUAAUUCCAUUAUCAUUGAUUCAAGCAUCAGUAGUAAUGGUAGUAGUAGUAAUAUUAAUCGAAAGAGUAAAAGCUGCGAUAUUCUACAAGUGAACUGACUCAUAUUUCUAUCAUACUUAUCUAUCUAUCAUAUAUAAUUUCAUUUAGAGGGAAUCACUUCAUUGCCUUUAUUCAUUCAUUCUUCUAACAAUAUCUCCGGUGUACAAAUUAUAUAUUAUAGUAUCAAUUACUUUAUUUCUCACUUCAUAUUUUCUACUUUGACUUAUAUACAUACAUGUAUGUAUAUAUAUCAUAAAGAUGAUUUUAUUGAUACUAAUGAAUACAAAAAGAAUGAGAUAAUUUCCUUAAGCUAAUUAACUCUUUCGGUUACUUUUACUCUAGGUGGAUCUUUUCCAAUUCUAUCUCUACUUUGUUCUGUUAUCCUCCUCUUCUUCUUCUUCUUUUUCGUCUCUCAAUUUUAGAUAUCACCUACCUCACUCUUAUACAUCUUUAAAAGAAAUCAAAGUGUCUGUUUUUGAUAGAUACUUGGUGUUCAAAUAUUUCUCUUUAGUAGUUUCUAGUUAAUCGAGGUGGGGGGGGGAGGGUUAAUUUAUUCCUUUUUCAACUGAUCAAUUGAUUCAUUGAUUGAACAAUUGAUCAACUAAUCACUUUUAUUUGUUCAUUAACUUACUUUUAUGAAAAAUAACUAUACAUGAAGUCUACUUUUGAACAUAAACUUUUGUCUCAAUAUUUUUUACUUGUACACCUUGCAAUAGUAAUAAUAAUAAUAAUACAAUGUCAUCUAUGAUGCUGACAAGGAUACUGUGAAGAAAUAUCUUCUAAAACUAUUUUACAGAUAAGUAUAUACAUAUAUAUAUUGUUCAUGGUAUUAGGCUGAAAUGAAAUAAAAUUGAUCAGAUUU